Molecule: messenger RNA, 1623 nt
Organism: Saprolegnia parasitica CBS 223.65
Lineage: Eukaryota; Oomycota; Saprolegniomycetes; Saprolegniales; Saprolegniaceae
Exons: 1
Coding region: 1-1611 (536 amino acids)
Source: RefSeq, a predicted model, not a curated record
AUGACGACCGACAACCGAGCGGCAAUGUGGCUGCUGCCGCCAAUCGCGCUGCAGAUUCUGCACUACCUCGACGACGCCGAUGACGCGUUCGCCUUUCUUACGGCGGCGCCCGAUUGUAGCCUCGAUGACGCGCUCGACGCGCUCCGGACGCUCUUGGCCAUGGACUCGGAGUUUUCACUCUGGCCCACGGCCCACAUUGCCAGUCUCGACAAGGCAUACAACGUCAGUCCCAGCGUUGUUAUGAUGGCACUUUCUCUCUUCAAGAAGAUUGAUUUGGGCUUCUGCGAAGACGCCUCGACGAGCAUACGCCGCAACACGGAGCUGCCCCCGACGACCACCGUGAGCGCCUACGUCAAUCACAACGCAACUAGCCUGCGCGCCGCCCUCGGCAAAUGGCUUCCCAACCUCGAGGACCUCGAAGUCGUGAGUCGAAACGAUCCGGAUUUUGCGCCACUCGCCAACGACAACCUCUCGGCAUGCCAUGGCCUCCGUGCGCUGACCAUCCACCAGGACGAGGUGCUGGACCAAGCCACCUUGGACGCUGUGCUAGCGGCUGUCAUUGCAACGUGCCCCAACAUCGAGCGUAUCUGCGUCGAAUUGUCGAAGCUCUCGUUCAUGUCGGACUGCACGUCGCUUCUCGCGUGGCUUGCGCUGCCGACCGCACGCCAUCUCACGUUGGAUUGUAUCGACUUUCAUGUGGAGCUCGGCGCAGAGCUGGCAACGGCCAUGCUUGAUCCGUCGACUGCGCUCGAGACAAUCGAGUUGUCUGAAGCGCCGAACCUCACGCGCGCGAUUUUGAGUCCGUCGUCGCCGCCGCUGCCGCCGCAACUGCGGCACCUGACGAUCUGCGACUAUACGAUGGACAACGACGACGCUUUGCACGACGUGUUCUACGAUGAUUAUGAUGCUCCGUUGACAUUCGGCAAUAGUGACGUAGCUGCCCUCGCCGCCAAGAUUGCGAACUCGCGCCUUGAGAGCUUGGUGUUGGGGCCACAGUAUCCCAGUGAUCUCACACCGGUCGUAAACAUCUUGCCGCAGCUCCCGACGCUGACCAAACUCGCACUCCAGGAGGUCCAUUUGGCCUCGUUUCCGCCUUUGGUGCAGCUUUUAUAUCUCGAGCUGCGCUUCGUGACGUUCCCGGACGAGGCCGUCGAAUCGCUCGCGACGCUGCUUGGCUCGUCGCCAAAGCUGGUGCAUCUCGAUCUCAGUUACAGCGAGCUGACCGACUACCAAGUCGAGACGAUUCUGCGCGCCCUGCCACACUGGCUGAGCCAUCGCGGGACAACAUGCAACGUCGCUCUCCCCAUCAUGACCGAGGCGAGCGCCACCGCGCUCAUCGCUGCACUUGCAAAGACGCGCAAUUCGCACAGGGUCACGUGUUUGAUUGCCACGUCUGGUCUCUCGCUCCAUUACAAGAAGCAACUGGUGGCGGCACUGGCGUCGACGUCGCGCAUGGCGCUGUGCAUCCUCGGAGCAGAUCGUUUUGAGUUCGUCGCGCUGGAAGCGUAUGGUCGGCAGCAUCAGUUGACGAUCGCGUAUCGCAAGGAGUCCACGACGGCGGCCAAGGAGUGCUGGUUCCACUCGCCACAUUGUUGGACGAUUAACUCAUGAUGCGCGUUCAUG